Messenger RNA from Clupea harengus (Atlantic herring), 2239 nucleotides. It is a transcript of the gene nt5m, whose product is annotated as 5',3'-nucleotidase, mitochondrial. Gene Ontology annotation, biological process: pyrimidine deoxyribonucleotide catabolic process. NCBI's taxonomy places the organism in Eukaryota, Metazoa, Chordata, Actinopteri, Clupeiformes, Clupeidae. Gene Ontology annotation, molecular function: 5'-nucleotidase activity. The record is from RefSeq and is a predicted model, not a curated record. Gene Ontology annotation, cellular component: mitochondrion.
CGGAACAACAAACCUGAUACUACCGGUUUAUUAAAACAAAGAUCCUCAUUAAGUGAAGAUAUCCCACUUCGAGGAUGUUUACUACUCAUGUGAAAAAAUGGUAAGACUGAAAUGGACAAAAUAAUCCCACCUGCGGAAUUCCAGUGAGGAUGACACGCUUAUGGGCUUUUAUUAUAUGGUAAUAGCUUUUUUAGAUUUGAAAAAAUUGUUAUAAAUCAGAUCUCCACACCGGAACUGUCGGCCCUUUGGCGCUGAAGUAAUACAUCUUUAACUGCUGAUGUUGAGUAUCUCGAGCUAGCGCGUAGGUGAACUCUUUGCUGUAAAGAGGUGUAGUUACAGUCACACUGCGGGAACAGGCGGUUGACCAAUUUGUCAUUUGUCAGUUGACUGAGUAUAAUGUUUCACAGUGGUAUCUUAUCUCUAAGUUCAACCUUACAUAGGCUUGCUUUCGGGUUGUGACCACAACCCAUGUCCCUCUGUGCAGAAGGCUAGCUUGAUCUGUUGUAAACAAGUCACUAGCUCUGGAUCCGCUGGUCGAGGAGGAGAGUCAGAACCACAGUGAAGCAUAAGUUCGUUUUAAAUAGGUCAUUGGAAACCAAUUAGGUAGCCUACUGACAGUAUAAAACACAUGCAUGUCUUCAAUAUCCCUUCUUGAAGACAUGUUCAAUGCACUUCAAUUUUGUUUCAACACCACUGUGUUACGACUGGUCAUUGAGAUAGCUAGCUAGGUAGCUAGCAGACACCAGAGUCACUAGUUGGCUAACCUUGGCAGUCCGCAAUCUUUAAACAGAAUAACAUUAGUUGGUGUUGUUUAUAACUGACUGUGACGAGAAAGUUUUUUUUUCCGUUGAAGUUCUAAAUGAAACCCAUUAGAGUACUAAAAAACAAAACGACUUUGCAGUUCGGUAGAUUUUAUUCGAAACAGAGAAGGACUUUCGACCAUCCUUAUCUCUAACGUUCCUCUGAGAGGCUUACGAGAAACACGGAACUAAUUACCCUGCCUGCAAUAAUGCCAUUAUUGCCGAGGAUAUUACGCUUGGUAAGACGGGAUACUUCCUCCAUCUACUGCCAGUUGAGGUGUUUGUCAAACAUGUCCUCUGGCAAAAGACUGCGGGUCCUGGUGGACAUGGAUGGGGUCAUUGCAGAUUUCGAAGGUGGAUUUCUGAAGAAGUACAGAGCGAGAUAUCCGAACGAGCCCUUCAUCACCUUGGAAGACCGGAGAGGAUUUUGGGUGUCAACUCAGUACGGCCAGAUAAGAAGUGACCUCUGCGAGAAAGCCAUCAGCAUCUGGGAGUCCAAGAACUUCUUCACAGAGCUGGAGCCUCUGCCCGGAGGCGUGGAAGCAGUGAAAGAGAUGGCCAAGAUGGAGAACACAGAUGUCUUUAUCUGCACCAGCCCAAUCAAGUACUACAAUCACUGUCCUUAUGAAAAGUAUGCAUGGGUGGAAAAGCAUCUGGGACCGGACUUCCUGGAACAGAUUAUCCUGACACGAGACAAAACUGUGGUGACUGGGGACGUCCUUAUCGACGACAAGCCAGACAUACUGGGGGUGGAGCCUAACCCCACCUGGGACCAUGUGCUGUUCACCGCCUGCCACAACAAGCACCUGCCCCCCUCCCCCGCCCACCGACGCCUCCUCUCCUGGGCCGACGACUGGAAGGCCAUCCUAGAGAGCAAGCGUCACUGAGGGAGGGGGGUCGAAGCCAGCCCCAUCUCCCCGGACCCCCGAAUCCUGCUCACUUCCUGUCUAUGCGUUAUCUGAUUGGACAAACCCUAUUCACUUCCUGUGACCCCCUUGGCAAUGGGGUAUUUAUUCAUAAGGUGCAUUGGACUUGGACUAUGUGAAGACACAUUUUAUUUUAAGCUCAAAUUGGAAGGUGCAGUCCUGCCGACCUCAGCCAGAGGGCGCUCUGUCAACUGUUUACCUCUUCAGGUGUGUAAUGAUACAGAGGUGUUUGAGGCUCACGCUCUUAACCUCACUCCAUACACACACACACACACACACACACACGGAAGCAUACGCACAACCAAGGCAUAAGCUAUUUCCUGGUUAGAGUGAAGAGACAUGGUGUUAUUCCAGCAUGUCUCACAAAUGUCACAAGCUGGUAUAUGACUGAGAAUGUGUAGUAUCGUGUUUUUGAAGUCAUGUAACGCCUGUGGUAAUAACAUAACACACACACACACAAAUACACACACACACACACAGACACACACACACACACACACACACACACACACA